AUGAGAUUCGGAUACCAGAUUUUGCAGCUCAUAUCGCUGUCGAUAUUGAGCCAAAGUGCCUCCAUCGACACCCACGCCCAACCCGCUGCCGUUAUAAACAACGGAACACUCCUCGGGAUUCAAAACUCGCAAUUUCACCAAGACCACUUCUUGGGCAUUCCGUACGCCCAGCCACCACUUGGAAACCUCCGAUUCGAUCUCCCUCAGCCUAUCAAUCAGUCAUGGUCUGAAAAACAGGCACUGCCUAUGGUGACUGGUGUCACUCUUCCUCCUUAA
Aspergillus puulaauensis is the source of this 276-nucleotide messenger RNA. RefSeq lists its product as uncharacterized. The transcript has a single exon. Bases 1 to 276 code for a protein of 91 amino acids. NCBI's taxonomy places the organism in Eukaryota, Fungi, Ascomycota, Eurotiomycetes, Eurotiales, Aspergillaceae. The record is from RefSeq and is a predicted model, not a curated record.